Molecule: messenger RNA, 4331 nt
Organism: Sorex fumeus (smoky shrew)
Lineage: Eukaryota; Metazoa; Chordata; Mammalia; Eulipotyphla; Soricidae
Gene: RECK
Product: reversion inducing cysteine rich protein with kazal motifs
Exons: 21
Coding region: 65-2980 (971 amino acids)
Biological process (GO): sprouting angiogenesis; blood vessel maturation; extracellular matrix organization
Cellular component (GO): plasma membrane
Molecular function (GO): protein binding; metalloendopeptidase inhibitor activity
Source: RefSeq, a predicted model, not a curated record
GCGGCCGCGGCUGCCAGGCUGGGUCCGAGCAUCCCGCGCCGCUCCGGACCCGCCCGGCCUGGCCAUGGCGACCGUGCGGGCGUCGGCGCGCGGCGUCCUGCUGCUCCUCGUGGCCGUGGCAAGGGUCGCGGCGGUGGCAGGGGCGCUGGCCCCGGGCAGUGCGGGUGCACUGUGUUGUAGUCAUUCAAAAGACAACCAGAUGUGCCGUGAUGUAUGUGAACAGAUAUUCUCUUCAAAAAGUGAAUCCCGACUGAAGCAUCUGCUGCAGCGAGCUCCUGAUUAUUGCCCUGAGACAAUGGUGGAAAUUUGGAGUUGUAUGAAUUCAUCUUUGCCAGGUGUGUUUAAGAAGUCUGAUGGCUGGGUUGGCUUGGGCUGCUGUGAACUGGCCAUUACCUUGGAGUGCCGACAGGCAUGCAAGCAGGCAUCUUCAAAAAAUGACAUUUCCAAAGUUUGCAGAAAAGAAUAUGAGAACGCUCUUUUCAGUUGCAUUAGCAGAAAUGAAUUGGGCUCCGUGUGCUGCAGCUACGCGGGCCAUCACACCAACUGUCACGAGUACUGCCAGGCCAUCUUCCGAACAGACUCCUCCCCCGGACCAUCUCAGAUCAAAGCUGUGGAGAACUACUGUGCCUCAAUUAGCCCACAGCUCAUCCACUGUGUGAACAAUUACACCCAGUCUUACCCAAUGAGGAACCCAACAGAUAGUUUAUAUUGCUGUGACAGAGCCGAAGACCAUGCCUGCCAAACUGCCUGCAAGCGAAUUCUGAUGUCCAAGAAAACCGAGAUGGAGAUUGUUGAUGGCCUCAUCGAGGGUUGCAAGAACCAGCCCUUGCCUCAGGAUCCUCUUUGGCAGUGUUUCCUUGAAAGCUCACAGUCUGUUCACCCUGGAGUUACCUUACACCCACCUCCCUCUACUGGCCUGGAUGGGGCUAAAUUGCAUUGUUGUUCUAAAGCAAACACUUCAACUUGUAGAGAACUGUGCACUAAACUUUAUAGCAUGAGCUGGGGCAGUACCCAGAGUUGGCAGGAGUUUGAUCGCUUCUGUGAAUAUAAUCCCAUGGAAGUGGCCAUGCUGACCUGUUUAGCAGAUGUUCGAGAACCUUGCCAGUUGGGCUGUAGAAACCUUACUUACUGUACUAAUUUUAACAACAGGCCAACAGAGCUUUUCAGGAGUUGUAAUGCCCAGUCAGACCAAGGAGCUAUGAAUGACAUGAAGUUGUGGGGCAAAGGAAGCAUCAAGAUGCCGUUUAUCAGCAUUCCUGUUCUUGACAUUAAAAAGUGCCAGCCAGAAAUGUGGAAGGCAAUCGCCUGUUCCCUGCAGAUCAAGCCGUGCCAUAGUAAAUCCCGGGGAAAUAUUAUCUGCAAAUCAGACUGUGUAGAAAUUCUCAAGAAAUGUGGGGACCAGAACAAAUUUCCAGAAGACCACACAGCAGAAAGUAUCUGUGAGCUUCUCUCGCCUACAGAUGACCUGGAGAGCUGUAUACCCUUGGACACAUACCUCAGACCAAGCACCUUAGGUAACAUUGUGGAAGAGGUGACUCACCCCUGUAACCCAAACCCUUGCCCUGCUAACGAGCUCUGUGAGGUGAACCGGAGAGGGUGCCUGACUGGGGAUCCCUGUCUUCCCUACUCCUGCGUUCAAGGUUGCAAGUUGGGAGAAGCUUCUGAUUUCAUCGUCCGUCAAGGGACACUAAUCCAGGUGCCCUCAUCUGCAGGGGAAGUCGGUUGUUACAAAAUUUGCUCAUGCGGACAAAGUGGGCUUUUAGAAAACUGUAUGGAGAUGCACUGCAUUGACCUCCAGAAGUCUUGUAUUGUUGGAGGGAAGAGAAAAAGCCACGGAGCAUCCUUCAGUAUUGACUGCAACGUCUGCUCUUGUUUCGCCGGCAAUCUGGUGUGCUCCACGCGCCUGUGCCUGAGCGAGCACAGCUCAGAGGACGACCGGCGCACCUUCACAGGCCUGCCCUGUAACUGUGCAGAUCAGUUUGUGCCCGUGUGCGGGCAGAACGGACGCACCUACCCCAGCGCCUGCAUCGCUCGCUGCGUGGGCCUCCAGGACCAUCAGUUUGAAUUUGGCUCAUGCAUCUCAAAGGAUCCAUGUAAUCCUAACCCCUGCCCCAAAAACCAAAGAUGCAUACCCAAACCACAGGUCUGCCUGACAACUUUCGAGAAGUUCGGGUGUAGCCAGUAUGAGUGUUUGCCAAGACAGCUCACCUGCGACCAGGUCCGAGAUCCUGUUUGCGAUACGAACCACGUGGAACACAACAACCUCUGCACUUUGUACCAGAGAGGGAAAAGUCUCCUAUACAAAGGCCCCUGCCAGCCCUUCUGCAGAGCCACAGAACCCGUCUGCGGGCACAACGGGGAGACGUACUCCAGCGUGUGCGCGGCCUACUCAGACCGGGUGGCCGUCGACUACUACGGGCCGUGCCAGGCUGUGGGGGUCCUGUCGGAGCACAGCUCCGUGGCUGAGUGCGCUGCCGUGAAGUGCCCGGCGCUCUCAGCGGCCGACUGCAAGCCCGUCAUCCCACCAGGUGCUUGUUGCCCGUUGUGUGCUGGGAUGUUGCGAGUUUUAUUUGACAGAGAAAAACUGGACACUAUUGCUAAGGUAACGAGCAAAAGUCCAAUAACCAUCCUGGAAAUACUGCAGAAAAUCCGCAUGCACGUGUCUGUCCCACAGUGCGAUGUGUUCGGCUACUUCAGCAUCGAGUCUGAGAUAGUAGUCCUGAUCGUUCCCGUCGAUCAUCACCCCAAAGCCUUGCAGAUCGAGGCCUGCAAUAAAGAAGCCGAGAAGAUCGAAUCCCUGAUCAACUCUGACAGCCCCACUCUGACCUCCCACGUCCCUCUGUCUGCCCUCAUCAUUUCCCAGGUCCAGGUAUCCAGCAGCGUGCCCUCAGCGAGCACCAGGACCACCCCCCACUGCCUCUCUCUCUCUUUCCUCCUCACCCUGGGCCUCACCUGGCUCUGGCUCUGGACACAGAACUGAGGGCCAGUAAAAAGUGCAACCAUGCCUCAGUCUCCCUUUCACCUUGUGACCGACCUCCAGCACUGCUGCUUUGCAGUUGAAUAAUGACCAAGUACCAGCACUUGUCACCUCUGUUCACCACACAGUAUUAUUUCACCUGCCAAGAUUAGUAAGCUGAUUUGGCUUAUGCACAUGUUGAAAUGCAUCCUUCGGAAUACGGAUGGGAAGAUAGUGUCUCCUUCUGGUGGACCCCUGCCUUAGCAAUUCGUCAUUUGCUCAUGAUUAUGACCCCAACACUCGCAAACCGACUCACCAUCAUGGAUGCAAGAUCACUUUUUUUAAGAAAAGUAGCUCACUUUUCUGUGGGCUUCAUGUCCCAGAAACUUCAUCGCAAAGUUCUUUUACAAUAUGAAGGUGCCCAGGUGUGUUUGUUUUCACUCAUGGGCGAUUAAUUACCUAGAAACUAGAGUUCAAGGGGAGACUCCCCCUCUAGGGUAGGGGAUAAAGAGGACGCUUCUUCACAGUGUAAGUCAGUCAUCAGUUAGUGUCCAGAAAGGUGAGCGAGGGACCCAUCUGUUGUGCUGAGCAGCAGCCACUGAUCCUCCCAACCUCACGGAUUGUAACUGAUAGUCCCAGCAGUUACUCGAGUGUGUGCAACUUUUUGUGAGAAGUCACAGCAUGUCAAAGCUUCUUGCAUUUCACAUUCUGAAUUUCACCAGGACUGGACUCUUGGGUAUUCAUCAAGUUAAAUGUCGAGUUUUUGAACAUCAAACUUUAAACCAAUUGCUGCUAUUUUAAUUGCCAAAAAGUGAAAUAAUUAGUAGUUCAUGUAAAUAAUACAUGAUUUUCUAUUUUAUUAUGAAGAAGGUGAAUAGCCAUAUUUGUAAAAUGACAAUCAUGUUUGUUAACCCAGCCCAUUCUGUUCAUGAAGACACGUUUGCUUUUUUGUGAUAUGCACAGUGUAGAUAGGUGUUCUGUCCAACUUUCUUUUUUUAUAUGGAAUUAUAAAGAAUUGUGGCUUAUAUAUUUAAAAUUGUCAAUAAGUGUUAAAAGUUUGCAUGUUGUCUAAGAAAUUGAAAACUUUGAAUGUGUUUUACAGUCUGAUAUAAGCUAUUCAAUGUAAUACUUCUUGUUGGUGUGCACCUAAACUUAGAUUUUACAUGAAGUAUGUUUUUCAGUAUUAUAUGUAUCCUCUAAAAUAUAUAAGGAUAUGCUUAUUAUACCAAAAUGUUGUUUAAAAAUGGGCACUUAAAGCUUUCAAAAUAUCUCAGUGCUGAUGUAGCAUAUUUGUUGCAAUUGCUUUUUUCUAUAAAUGUCUUCAAUGCAAUAUACAGGAAAACUUUUCUAUUUUAAUAAAAAUAAUUUUAUAUGA